Micromonas commoda is the source of this 882-nucleotide messenger RNA. RefSeq lists its product with no specific name. Lineage: Eukaryota; Viridiplantae; Chlorophyta; Mamiellophyceae; Mamiellales; Mamiellaceae. The transcript has a single exon. The record is from RefSeq and is a predicted model, not a curated record. The coding region runs from base 1 to 882 and encodes 293 amino acids.
AUGGCGUGGUCGGCGCGCGCCGCGUCGACGCCGCCGUGGACGUCUCCGUCGACCCGCGCGCAGUCAAACCCCCGCCGCAGCCGACGCUUGAGACGAUCGCCGAACGCGACCGAGGACGCCUCGCCGUCCUCGUCGUCCCCCGCCCCGUCCUCGUCACCGCCGUUCGCCCCCGCGACGUGGCGCGAGCUCGACAUCGACUGGGGCAGGCGCCACCUGCAGUGCGUGUUCGUGGACGACGGGCACGGCGUGCUGGCCAGGGGCGCCGAGGGCGUGUGCCAAAGGGUCGCCAAGUGGGCGGGGGCCGGGCACAUGGUCUUCCCGGAGUCCGCCGGCGUGAACGUCGCGGACCGCCGAACGUCGUCGUCGCUUGGGUUGGACGAUCUCGAUGCCGACGCCUCCUUGUCGAUGCUCACCCGCCUCGACCCGAUAUGCGACCACCCGCGGUACGCGACGCGGGCACCGUACGAAUUCACGGACGCCGAUGCCGCGGUCGCGGAUCUGGUCAUCACGUGCGGCGGCGCGGGCGUCGAGCGAAAGGUGAGGGAGAUGGCGCCCUCGGCGGCGGCGGUGGUGGACCUGUGGGAGUUCGCGCAGUUCGCGCGGCGAGCCGAGUUGGACGGGACAGGCGUCGCGGCGAUCGUGCAGAGGUCGCUGGCGCGCGGCGUCGUCGCGCCGUGCAUCGAGGAGGCGAUGAAGCUGCGGGUAGGGGAGCACUGGGGCCUGCCUGCUGACGUGGCGGGAGGAGGCGCGGGGAAGGACGCAAACUUGAAGGACGCCUUGGACGUCGCGAGGGCAAGAACGGUCAUCGGCGUCGCCGGCUUGGUGACGUUCCUCCUGGCCACCUCGCCGCUGGAGGAGGUGGAGCGCGUGACCAAGCGGUGA